This is a messenger RNA of Sporothrix brasiliensis 5110, 5481 nucleotides long. Its product is annotated as ankyrin repeat protein. NCBI's taxonomy places the organism in Eukaryota, Fungi, Ascomycota, Sordariomycetes, Ophiostomatales, Ophiostomataceae. Bases 1 to 5481 code for a protein of 1826 amino acids. The transcript is spliced from 7 exons. Gene Ontology annotation, molecular function: protein binding. The record is from RefSeq and is a predicted model, not a curated record. Gene Ontology annotation, cellular component: cytoplasm; nucleus.
AUGAUGCCGUUCCUUCAGCUGCCGCCCAUCCCGGCGCCGCAUGCCGAGCUACCGAGCUAUCUUGAGCAGCACCCAGACAAGCCCAUGACAGAGCUGUUUGAGCCUUACCGCAAAUAUGAGGCCAGAGUGCGCGAGCUGUAUGCCCAAGAGCCCGGCCACCCGGUGCUCGUGGACCCGCAUGUCAAUGUGCUGCCGCUCUUCACGGAGGACACGCCCAAGCUGCAGAUUCGGGCCCGUGAUACGAAUGCCGAGCCGGAAGACCUGAAGGCCAAGUACAUCAUGUCUCUGCCCAAGGAGAACCGCAGGGCCAACGGCUCCCCGGCUGUUGUGCCGUCCAUUGAGGCCUUCCAGGGCAACUUUGCGGUCUUCUCCGAGUCGUCGCUAGCCGACAUUGGUUGGGAGAAUGUCGUGGCUGCUGGCUCGUCCGUCGUCAACUGCCUGUUGCCCGUGCCGGACGAGUUCAGCAAGUCUCGUCGGUCGCUGCGCGAGUACUACCACGAAAAAUUCUGCCCGGCGUCCGACGUCGAUCUGUUCCUCUACGGCUUGACGGAAGAGCAGGCUAUCGAGAAGAUCAAGGAGAUCGAGGCCGGCAUCCGCGACUCCAUCUUGGCCGAGACGACCACGGUCCGCACCAAACACGCCAUCACCAUCUGCAGCGAGUACCCGACCCGCCACGUGCAGAUUGUCCUGCGCAUUUACAAGUCAGUGUCCGAAAUCCUGGCUGGUUUCGACAUUGACAGCUCUAGUGCCGCCUACGAUGGCAAACAGGUCUACUGCACGCCGCGUGCCCUGCAAUCGUACAUGACCCAGAUCAACCAUAUCGAUCUGACACGCCGCAGCCCGUCGUACGAGAACCGUCUAUCCAAGUACAGCCACCGCAACUUUGAGGUGUUCUGGGGCGACCUCGACCGCUCACGCGUCGACCCGACAAUCUUUGAGCGCAGCUUCAACCGCACGCUCGGCCUGGCACGUCUUCUUGUGCUGGAGCGUCUACCCACAGCUGACUCGCGCCAGUCGUAUGCCACGAAGCGCCGCCAGGAGCGUGGCCGGCCGCCACUGUACAAUUCCCACUAUCUCCACGGCAAACUCGGCAAUAUCAAGGACCAGCACGAGGACGAGGUCGCCGAGUGGGUCACUCCGGACGACGUCAACAACUAUGAUACAUUUGUCCUUCCGUAUGGCCGAAAGUACCAUGCGAAGCGCAUCGAGAAGCUGUGCUACACGCGCGACCUUCUUUUGAACGCAGAGUGGAAUCAGAAGAAGGACCGUGAGGUCUAUCUUCACAGACACCCCGCCUUUUUCGGUCGUGCUGAGGAUGUCAUGGAAGACUGCUGCUGUUUCUGCCCCAAGCCGCAGACAGACAGGGAGAAGGAGGUUGCAGAGGAGGAAAGCAAGACGUACAUCUCUGGCAAGAUCUCUUUCGUGACCGAUGACCCAGGCCGGCAGCAAAUCGGUUCUUUCAAUCCCCUGACAGACAAUGAUUGGACCGAGAUGGCCUAUGUUGGCAACACGGCCCGUCUCUGCCAGGCCAUCAUUGACGGCGACCUGGAGCAUGUCGAGGACUGGCUGGCUCAGGAUGGCGUGGACCCCAACAGACGCGACCACACCGGCCGCACACCCCUCCACCUGGCCGUCAUGACGUCCUCCCCUGCCAUUGUCAAGAAACUGGUCGAUCACGGUGCUCGACUCAUUUCCCGCGUCGCUGACGGCAGAACUGCUCUCCAUCUGGCGGCUCAGCGUGGUAGUAUCGAGAUCGUCAAGAUUCUCAUGGACAAGAGCACUGAGAACGAGGCGGAAGAAGAUGAAAAGCAGAACCAGCGCCGCAAGGCCAAACUGGCUGCUGACGCCGAGAAGAAGAUGAAGAAGGGCGAAGAGUCUGAGGGUGAGCACACCGAUUCAGAGGAGGAGGAAGACGUGGACGAUGACAACUCUGAUGGCGAGCUCAUCGACGACGAGGUGUCUGACGACGGCGUACACUCCGUAACCACCGCCUCCUUUGUCAAGGUCAAGAGCAAGGACAAACAGGACCUUGGUGGCGACGCUGCGCUGAACGAUGCCGACGAUGAACCCGACUUCUACGACGUCAACGUCAUUGCGUGGGACCGCCCCUGCUCCGCCCUCCACUUUGCCAUCAUCAACGGCCACGAUGAGGUCGUGAAGCUGCUCUGCCAGGAGUACGGCGCCGAUGUUUUGCUACCCGUCAAGUUGCUCAACUCCUACAACCAACAGCCCUCCUCGGCCAUCCUUACUCUGGCCCUUGGCUUGGCUCUCCCUGUCGACAAGGCCAAGUCCAUGACCGCCACACUACUCAGGCUAGGCGCGACUUGCGCACAGGCCGACCUCAACGGCAUCACGGCUUUCCACAGAUUUGUUGAACAUACCGACAUGGAUCUUGUGCAGCAGCUGAUGGAUCUCGACAAGACAGGCGCCCCCGUUGCCAUGAAUAGCCUCUCCUUCCAGUCUGCCUGGUAUUCGGCCAGCCCUCUGCUGUGCGCCAUUGCGUCGGGCAAUGUCCGUAUGGCUCUCAAGCUGCUCGAAAAUGGUGUCCCGCCUCAGAUCGACUUCGAUACCUGGCUCAAGUAUGCGAAGGCAUCGACUGCCUUUGGCAACAAUCUCAGCUCCUUUGAAGAGAACAACAAAACCUUUAACAUGCGCUUCGAGCAGCCUUUGAUUGUCGCUCUACGGUCGUCCAAUCCGAAGAUUGCCCUCGAGCUUCUCGAACGCGGCGCGGACCCGGACACCAAGACCAAGGACGGACACGCCAAAGACCACCAACGGUGGAUGUCCCGGUUAUCAACGGUCGAUAAUGCACUGGCCCUUGUCCGCGGUUCCCUGAAAGCUCUUCGCGGCUACAAGAACGAAACUCCCAAGCAGAGCACGCUCCUCGAGGUGUCUGGAAACCCUGAAAAGUUUUUGGCCACUUUGUCCAAGGAUAGUUGGAUGUACGUGGCAGCACUGUGCGACCUGAAAAAGGCCAUGAAGGAUGUGGUCAACAUUAUCAAGAAGCAUGACGAUGCUCUCGCAAAGGUCCACCAGCUCGAUGGCGAGGAGAAGAAGAAGGCUGCCAUCAAGGAUAUGAUUGCGACCUUGGAGAAGAUCGAGGCCAAGAUACUGGAAACAACUCGCCAGCCGCGUGUCUACGAGAACAAGGUCCCACCGGUCGAGUCCACCAAGGACUACAACUACGCGUUUGUGCCGGAGUUUUUCGGCGUCAAUGAUGUCACCUAUAGCCGCCGUUGUGGCUAUGUCCAGCUAUUCGAGGCUGCGUGGAACGGCGACUUGGCCACCAUUAAGCAGCUCACGCUUGGUAGCUGGGGUGAGAACAAGUCCCAGAAGCCUCUGACUAUCACCGUCAACGACGCACAGAGUAACAACGCCUUCUCGCUGGCUUUCCUGCGCGGCCACUACAAGGUCGCUACAGCCAUUCUGGAAAUUACCCAGGCGCAGUACUCCUCGGAUGUGAAGCAGAGGGUCAGCUACGAGAUGAAAGAAGAGACGGACGACGAGGACACCAGCAUGAACAGCGACAGCGAGUACGAAGAGGACGAGACCGGCACGUACCGCAUCAUUGUCGACAACGACCAGUUCACCAUUGACAACAUUGGCGAGGUGAAUAUGCAGGUUAAGGGCACCGUUACACCACUUGACCUGCUGGCCAAGUCUGUCGCAACAUUUACCGUUCGAGACGGUAAGGUUACCGACUACAAGAUUUCCAGUGGAUCGCUGUUUGAGUUUGUCUUCCAGCAGAACGACCGGCGGGGCUUCGAGUUCCUCCUCGAUACGGCCACCCACUUUGCUACCCAGACGAAGGAAGGCAACUCCCGCAGCAGCUACUACAACUUUCCCAUCAGCGACUUCCGUGCGGCCGUGACCAGUGGUCGUGUCGAGAUGCUAGCCGAGGUGAUCAAACGCACCGGCGCCGGCCUUCCCCUCGAGGAGAUGGUGAAGGACUCAGGCAUCAAGAUUGAGGAGCCGCCCGAGUACUACCAGGGCCUGACGGUCUAUGGUAAGAAGCGGAGCGACUGGGCCGAGGCCGGGCGCAAGACGGUGACGCGCUCGACCGGCAUGACAGAUUCGCCCCUCCUGUUCGCCGCAGAGGCGGGCUGUCUGGAAUCCAUCGAGUGGUUCCUCAGCGAUGCUCCUUUGCGGUGCUACCUCGAGUUCACCGCAUCCAAGGCUGCGCGGGACGACAAGCGCUUGACACACCUGAGCCAAGCGCCUGGUGGCUUCGAGGGUGCCAUUUCGCGCUGGCUGACGAAGAACACUGUGAUACUGACCUGGAGUCAAGGUGACCUUGCACUCAACAAAGCCAUGGCAUGUCCCGACGCUCAGAAAGCUCUCCCCGUCAUCAAGUAUCUCCUCAAAGUCGCACCCGACAGCAUCUCGGCUGGAGGCGAGGACCGUAUGACCCCCCUUUUGUCGGCCGUGAGGUUCGGCCAUCUCGAAGCCGUUAAGAUCCUUGUUGAUAGUGGCGCCGACCAGUCCAAACGCCAUGAGACGACAUACGCGAACUUGCUACACGUGGCCCUCUUUGAGAGCCCCAAGGCGCCGGAGCUCAAGAGGCUGCUGGAUAUUCUGGGCAAGGACGCCGUUGACGGCAUGUUCUGCGAGCGCACCCACCACGCCUCUUGGAGCGAGAGCCGCACGCCCCUACAUGCGUGGCUGGAGCGGACGCUAUCGAGCGGCUACAAUGUUCAAUACGGCCCCGCCAACGACUACGGAAGCGAUGAAGAGGUGAUUGCCGUGAUGCGACUUCUCCUCUCGCGCUCGGGUGGCCGCGAACUGAAUAUCAUUGACAGUGCAGGCGAUACGGUGAUGCACAUGCUCGCCCGGAAGCAAAAGAACCCCAACUUUAUGUUGGCGCUGCUCGAAGCCAUCCCGCGCGAGCUUGCCAUCAGCCUCCUAUACCGCGAGAACGCGGUUGGUGCAACGCCGCUCGAGGUCGCCCAAGACGUGUUCUUGGCAUCGUUUGUCACAGAGCGGCGCGAGAAUACCAGAAUGUUCGAUCUCACGGUGAACAAGUGGCCCUCGGCGAAGGCCGAGGAGUUUACAGCAGUGGUGUACGAGGGCCGCGAGCAGGCGCCCAUACCGACGCGCAUAACGACGAACAAGCCCGAGGCGUUGAAGCGGGCAGAAGAAACCUUGACUGCGGUGAACAGGUUCCUUCGGGGCGAGAAGGGCAAGCGCCGACUGGUCAGCCUUCACGAAGCCAACGACGUGGCCAGGCGGGUCGGCCACGGGUACCAGAACCAGCGGUAUCCGGUGAAACUCGUCCAGCCGGCAUCGGACACAGAGGAGGGCAAGAGCGGCCUGAGCGGACAGAAUGGCGGUCGCACUGAGAAAGUCGACCCGAUGCGUCUGGCCUUCCACCCUUACAGUGCACUUACCUGUCAUACCACGUGGCGGACUCCGAACAAGGACAAGGAGGAGGGCCGUAUUGAUGCCGAAGUUGAUGCGCUGAUCGCCAAAUUUCUUUUGUAA